AUGGAGAAAGAACAACAAAUGGGUUAUUUAAGGGACAGGACUGCCCAAUAUAAGACAUAUCGUUCUGGUACAGCUAAAUCACGUGGUUCAUAUAAAAGCCAACUUGAAGACGAGUUAAAUCCAACAUUAGCUCCAGAAUUCGGAACUUCAUCGAACGUUGUUGAAAAAUCAAAUAUGGUUGAAACCAAAUUCAAUAUGAUUCAAAUGGAAAUUCAAAAUCUUGCAGAUAUGCACAAACAACGUAAGAGAAUCGAUUUUGGAAAUGAUAGAAAGCUUGAUCUUGAAAUAGAAGCAAAAACCCAACAAAUAUCGACUCAAAUACAACAAUUACGUGAUGCUAUUCGUAUUACAGAUCCAAAUCUUUCAAAACAGAGUCGAACAAUUCAAAAUAACAUGCAAUACGGUUAUUCAGCUCGUUUAAGAGAUAUAACAAUUCAUUUCCGAGAUAUGCAAGCCGAUUACAUCAAAACAAUUAAGAAGCAGAAAGAAAGAGCUGCAAGAUUUGAAGAUGAUGAAAAUGAUGAUGGUGUACUUGAUGAUAUUGAUGAUGUGGCUUUUACAGACUCACAAAUUGCUCAAGUAAAGAGCAAUGAAAACAUGUUACGUCAAAGAAAUGAAGAAUUAACAAAUUUGAUCGGAAUGAUGAAUCAAUUGAACCAAUUAUUCGCUGAUCUUGGUACCGUGCUUGUUGAGCAGGGUACGAUGCUUGAUAGAAUUGAUGGAAAAGUUGAAGAAGCCGCUGAAGAGAUUAAGAAAGGAAAUAUUCAGUUGCAAAAGGCCGAUCAUCAUCAAUCAUCAAAGUGCUUCUAUUGGUAUAUGAUUAUUGUUAUUCUUUUGAUUAUUAUUUUUGGAGGAAUUAUUAUUGGAAAAAAGAUGAAGAAAUCUGGUGGUGGAUCUUCGCCAGCACCAACUCCUAAUGUUACUAAUAUAAUAAAACUGUAUGGAGAAAAAUCUUCACUAGCUUAG
Messenger RNA from Trichomonas vaginalis G3, 966 nucleotides. RefSeq names its product SNAP receptor protein. Lineage: Eukaryota; Parabasalia; Trichomonadida; Trichomonadidae. The record is from RefSeq and is a predicted model, not a curated record. Gene Ontology annotation, biological process: intracellular protein transport; vesicle-mediated transport; vesicle fusion. Gene Ontology annotation, cellular component: SNARE complex; membrane; endomembrane system. Gene Ontology annotation, molecular function: SNAP receptor activity; SNARE binding. The coding region runs from base 1 to 966 and encodes 321 amino acids. The transcript has a single exon.